Molecule: messenger RNA, 1411 nt
Organism: Myxocyprinus asiaticus (Chinese sucker)
Lineage: Eukaryota; Metazoa; Chordata; Actinopteri; Cypriniformes; Catostomidae
Product: cell adhesion molecule 1-like
Exons: 12
Coding region: 45-1376 (443 amino acids)
Biological process (GO): detection of stimulus; susceptibility to natural killer cell mediated cytotoxicity; cell recognition
Cellular component (GO): neuron projection; plasma membrane; synapse
Molecular function (GO): signaling receptor binding
Source: RefSeq, a predicted model, not a curated record
GCCAGUUGCUCUAGGUGAAGCACAACUCACUCGCGAGCUACAGAAUGAAGCAGGUGUAUAACAUGGCGAACACAAGCUACGGAUCUCUCGCUACUCUCCUCCUCUUAUUCACCAUUUCGGCAGCUAUCCGUACAGGAGCUGCUCAGUACCCAGUCCAAAGCCAGAACCUCGUAACGGACAACGUUUCAGUGGUGGAAGGGGAGACAGCCACCAUCAGCUGUCGAGUCAAAAACAACGAUGACUCGGUCAUCCAGCUCCUCAACCCCAACAGACAGACCAUCUACUUCAGAGAUGUCAGACCCCUGAAAGAUGCUCGAUUCCAGCUGGUCAACUUCUCAGACAACGAGCUGCGUGUUGCACUAUCCAACGUGUCUCUCUCAGAUGAGGGCCGAUACGUGUGCCAGCUCUAUACAGACCCUCCACAGGAAGCCUACGCUGACAUCACUGUGCUAAUCCCACCAGGAAACCCAAUCAUUGAGUCCCGCGAGGAGAUCGUCAGCGAGGGCAACGCGACAGAGAUGAGCUGCACCUCCAUGGGCAGCAAACCUGCUGCAAUUAUCAGAUGGAUGAAAGGAGACAAAGAGCUACAGGGAAAGUCUAAAGUGGAGCUCACGUACGACAGGAUGUACACUGUGACAAGUUUGCUGAGGUUUACCGUCACAAGAGAGGAUGACGGGGUUCCUGUUAUCUGCAUUGUGGACCAUCCAGCAGUCAAAGACUUCCAGGCCCAAAAGUACUUGGAAGUACAAUAUAAACCUGAGGUAAAGAUCGUGGUGGAGUUUCCAGUGGGCCUUACUAGAGAGGGCGAGAAUCUGGAACUGACAUGCCGGGCUAAAGGCAAACCAGAGCCUCAACAGGUGAACUGGGUGAAGGUGGAUGAUGAUGUGCCCUCACACGCAGUCAUAACCGGCUCAGAUCUCUUCAUUGAGAACCUCAACAAGUCCUUCAACGGCACUUACCGAUGCGUGGCUUCCAACUCGGUGGGUGAAUCGUAUGAUGACUACAUCCUUUAUGUGUAUGAUGCCCCUACCACAACCCCUAAACUCACAACCACCACCAUCUCUGCCACUACUCCCCCUCCAGACAUCAUACAAGACACUGCGCCCAGCACUGAAGCCGCAGCUCACGACUCACGAGCAGGAACAGAAGCACAGAGAUCGGUGGACCAUGCAGUAAUCGGAGGAGUGGUGGCCGUUGUGGUCUUUGCCAUGUUGUGUCUUCUCAUUGUUUUGGGACGAUACUUCGCAAGACACAAAGGCACCUACUUCACACACGAAGCCAAGGGAGCGGACGACGCGGCGGAUGCCGACACAGCCAUCAUAAAUGCCGAGGGAGGCCACAACAACUCGGAUGAGAAGAAAGAGUACUACAUCUGAGUCCAGAGGCCUCUGUUGUUAAUUUUUUUUUCAUC